UAUAAAAAGAUCGCGGCAAAGUUUUUAGUGUUCCUUUUAUGGUAUUAUUUUAUUCGUACCUAAUUGGAAGCUCUGUACAAAUUGAAUUGCUCGAUUGUUGCUAGUUACGUAAAAAUGCAUCGGUUGAAAAGUAAUGAAAUGGUAGCUACGUUUAUCUUGUAUAUUGCAUCGAUGGAAAUUUUAACGAUUUCGAUAGCGAUCGAUCCCGAUUUUGAACGAGCCAUUCCACCGACGCCAAAGUUUCAAGGCACAUUUGACGAAAGUCAUGCGCACGAAAUCAUCGCGGAUCGUGUCAGAUCUUGGACGGAACAAGAGAAACAGCAUCUUUGGGAACUGAGCGGUUUGUACGAAGGGGACAUAAUGUUGGUCGAAGGAAAAGAUUUAUCGAAGAACGGACUGGUGAAUAACGCGUUUCGUUGGCCUGCAGGAAUCGUACCUUAUUACAUCAAGGAAGAAGAUUUCGAUCAAGAGGAUAUCGAUUUGAUCGAAGCCGCCAUAAAGGAAUAUCAUGAGAGUACUUGCAUACGUUUUCGUCCUUUUAAGAAAACCGACAACGAUUACAUUAGUAUAGAAGGAAAAAUGUCGGGUUGUUGGUCGUUGGUUGGACGACACGUUCGUGGACAGGUAGUGAAUCUACAAAAUCCGGGCUGCGUAAAACACGGUGUGAUCGUUCACGAGUUGAUGCACGCGGUCGGAUUUUAUCAUCAACAGAGUGCCGCGGAUCGUGACGAAUGGGUAACGAUCAAUUGGGAAAACGUAAAACCAGGUAAAGAGCACAAUUUCAACAAAUAUGAUAACCGUACCGUCACGGAUUAUGGAAUCGGCUACGAUUACACGAGUGUGAUGCAUUACAGUUCUCAUGCGUUCUCGAAAAACGGCGAACCAACUAUUACACCAAAAGUAAAAGAAAGAAAUCAAACUUGGACAGCGAAAAGGACUCAGUGGAAAGGAUAUAUUAAAGUUGCAAGAAAUGUAUAAAAAGGAAUGCGGUGAUCGAGAUGGCGAAGGAACGACAGGUAACGACGACUCAUCGGACGACAUAUCCAUCGACUGGAUAUUUCAUUAGUUGUAAAAUAUCCAAUGGAUGAAAUGUGGUUGAAUUUGCGGAAAUGACAACAUAAAAAUGAUGAAAAAAAUAAAUUUCAUAUUUUCAUUCCGUUA
This is a messenger RNA of Osmia lignaria (orchard mason bee), 1161 nucleotides long. The record is from RefSeq and is a predicted model, not a curated record. Lineage: Eukaryota; Metazoa; Arthropoda; Insecta; Hymenoptera; Megachilidae.